UAAACUCCAAAUGCAAGGAAAGCAAGUCCAUAGAAUAUAUCCCCUCCAGAAUAUGCAGCAAAGAAAAGACAAAAAUUACAUAAGCAAUGCCAACCAAAACACCUUAGGAGAGGUGACAAGUGUUAAUCCAAAUGGUGUAAAACAGAGAGUGUGUAUAUAUAGGAGUUGAUAGAAAAGGCACCUUCACUUCACAUAGACAAUAAUUUUGAGAGAGAAGAAAAAGAGAGGAGUUUUUUGAGUAAUGGCUACUCUGGUUGCUGUUGAUGACCAUAACUUCUCUUACAUGGAGGAUGCAGAAGCCAUUAGAAAGGCUUGUCAAGGAUGGGGAACUGAUGAGAAGCGUUUGAUCAGAAUUCUGGGUCACAGAAAUGCAUCUCAAAGGCAUCAAAUUAGGCAAGCUUAUGAGGGUCUUUACCAAGAGGAUCUCAUCAAGCGCCUCGAAUCCGAGCUCUCUGGAGACUUUGAGAAAGCAAUGUAUAGAUGGAUGUUAGAUCCAGCAGAUAGAGAUGCUGUACUUGCUAAUGUAGAUAUCAAGAAAGGCGGCCCUGAAUAUCGCGCCAUCAUUGAAAUCGCUAGCGUUCACUCCCCUGAAGAGCUUUUGACAGUGAGGAGGGCGUACCAGGCUCGCUACAAGCAUUCCUUGGAAGAAGACAUCGCAUCACAUACAUCCGGUGACAUUCGCAAGCUCUUGGUUGCGCUGGUGAGUGCGUUUAGGUACAGCGGUGAUGAAGUAGAUGCACGAUUAGCAGACAAAGAAGCUGAUAUUCUUCAUGAUGCUAUCAAAGACAAGGAAUGUAAUCAUGAAGAAGUUAUCAGGAUUCUGACUACAAGGAGCAAGACACAGCUUAUGGCGACUUUUAACCGCUACAGAGAAGACCAUGGCACUUCCAUCACUAAGGCCUUGUUGGGUGGUCCGGAGAAUGAUUUUUCGAAGGCUGUUCGCAUAGCAAUUCGUUGCAUCCAUGACCAUAAGAAGUAUUAUGAAAAGGUUUUGCGCAAUGGGAUCAAGAGGAAUGGCACUGAUGAGAAUGGACUUACUCGUGUGAUUGUUACGAGGGCAGAGAAGGACUUGAAGGACAUCAAGGAGGUUUAUUACAAGCGAAACAGUGUGUCGCUUGAUCAUGAUGUGGCCAAGGAAACUUCCGGUGAUUACAAGGCCUUCCUCCUCACUCUGCUAGGGAAGGAGGAUUGAACUUCUCAUUCAAGAUCAUUUUCAACUUUUACGUCUUAAAAUGUUGGUGCAUCAGUUUAACUUUUCUGUUGUGAGACUGUUUUUCCUAUGUCUUUGGUCUUAUAUUUCUAUGAGUGUGUUGCAAAAUGUUCUGUUCUUUUAACUUUUCUGUUGUGAGACUGUUUUUCUUAUGUCUUUGGUCUUAUAUUUCUAUGAGUGUGUUGCAAAAUGUUCUGUUCUAUUUUCUAAUAAGAAAUUGAGAGUUCACUGUCUA
Tripterygium wilfordii is the source of this 1445-nucleotide messenger RNA. RefSeq names its product annexin-like protein RJ4. NCBI's taxonomy places the organism in Eukaryota, Viridiplantae, Streptophyta, Magnoliopsida, Celastrales, Celastraceae. The transcript is spliced from 7 exons. Gene Ontology annotation, cellular component: cytoplasm. The record is from RefSeq and is a predicted model, not a curated record. Bases 242 to 1192 code for a protein of 316 amino acids. Gene Ontology annotation, molecular function: calcium-dependent phospholipid binding; calcium ion binding.